Molecule: messenger RNA, 2389 nt
Organism: Leptomonas pyrrhocoris
Lineage: Eukaryota; Euglenozoa; Kinetoplastea; Trypanosomatida; Trypanosomatidae
Product: putative mitochondrial kinetoplast polyadenylation/uridylation factor 2
Exons: 1
Coding region: 89-2389 (766 amino acids)
Molecular function (GO): protein binding
Source: RefSeq, a predicted model, not a curated record
AGUUUCUCCAUUCUUUCUUUUCACCCCAAAUUUCAACUACUUGAGCACACGUCCGUCGUACAGAAAACUCACAAAAGAAUUUAAAAAAAUGCCAGCGCUGUUCUUCAUCGCGCGCUUUCUGCCGGUGCUGCCAGCCGGCUCACCAGCAUACACACAUAUUCACCGCUUAUGCACCAGCGGAGCCGCACCGCAGCAGCCGGCACCGACGCAGCCCGCAGCGGGUGGUGCGGUAGGCAUUGCUGCAGCAGCCUCAUCCGCGUCGGCGCGCACCUCUCCCACCCCCUUCGACCUCGGACUCAACUUUGCAACGAUGGACUUCGAGGCCGUCGCAAGGGCAACGCACACCGCCAUUGCCCGCGAACGCGGCGUCGGCGUCUCGGCGCUGAGCUCGCAGCGGGACCAAGAGUUUGACGCCAAGCUGGAGCGGCAGGGUGAGCAAAGCACGGUGCAGCGCGUUAAUCCGCUACCCGUGGUGUCUCCCGUGCCACAAACAGCGCCGAAUGUCGGUUUUAGCACGUCGUAUCACAACAACGUAGCACAAACUACUAUCGCUGCUGCUGCUGGUGGUGGUCGUGGAUUUGCUCGUGAGAGCCCGGUGACAGCAACUGCAUCGCGUAGGGGAAACGGGAGCAGCGCACACUACUCUCUGCACGACAUGCUGAAAGACUGCAUGAUGGACGGAAACUGGGCGAAGGCCUAUAAGCUCUUCACCAACGCCGUAAACCAGGCGUGCCGUCAGGUGUUGAUCCCAACCAGCCGCGGCCGUGCAGGAUCUGGAGCAGCCUUUCCAGCUCAAACGUCGUCGACGAGUGAACAGGUGGACCCUGCACGGGAGGCGGAGUGUUUUGCGGCGUUGAAGAAGAUGCUGGUAGCCCUGCCACCCGCCACGUCGGCGCGCCGUAUCAACAUCAAUAACCUGCGCGGCAUCGCGCGCUGGAAUGGUGCGCACUACUACAUGCUGUGGAAGUGUCUUUUAGAGGCUGGCCGUCUGGAGGAGGUGCUGAAGGUGUGGUCUGUCAUGCAGCAAAUCGGCUUUGCGGGGUACCAAAUGGAAGAGAAAACUGGCAACACCCUCAUGGCGUUGUUGCGGCGCACGUCGCGCACGUUGGAGCAGGCGACCACGCAAAUGGUGUCCUCCACGGUUCGCAGCGCGGAGAACUUCACGGCGCGCGUUGAGCGGGAGAAGGAGAUUCGACGUCAGCUCGUGAAGGAUCUGGAGCAGGUGGCGACCACGCGUCAUUUCCACCUCAUUGGGUCAAAUAGGCGUACGGCGGAGAGCAUUCGCAUUGCUGAGGCACUGCAACGCGUGGAUGAUGAAGGAGAAGAUCCAGGUGACGCGGACGGCGCCACUGCCGCUGCGUCAGUCGAUCCGGAAGAAUCCGUUAUUGCGGUGGGCGACUUCAACGGGCUGCUGCGCCGCUCCCGCGCUAUGGAGUCAUCGCAGCGGGUGUUACGCAUGAUGGCGAAGUUAAACCUCGAAAUGGAGUCGUCGACCUUUGCCAGUCUCAUCGCGUCUCUGCACAAUCCACAGUACGUGUUGGAAGGGCACACCGCGGAGGAGCUGCAGUCACACGUCCCUGCCAACUCGCCGCCUUCGCACCACGGCACGAACGAAUCGACAAACGCGACAGCAGCAACAUCUCUCUCCGAGCGAGGUGAUGCGGCGGACAAAGUGGAGGGCAACGCGGACACGAAAUCGCAGUACGAGGCAUACAAGCAGGAGCGCGUAGAGACGGCGCUGCGGUGGUUUUUUCAGUGUCCGAAGCCGCGCCGCGAUGCGGAUGUGUACAACGAACUUCUUUACCUCCUGCGUGCCAAGUCGCACUGGAAAGACUUCGACAGGGCGCUCGUGGAGCUCCGUGGCAACGCGGUGGUGUCGCCAGACGAGUGGCCGGAGACAACACCCGAGAGAAGUUCACCGGCGGUGUUGCCCGGCUGCGUGUCAGCGGCAGCGACGUCUGCAGGCGCUUCUCCUUCCUCGUUGCAACCGCCUCCACCAACGGAUGCCUCUCCCGUUAUCUUGCCUCCAAGGUGGGCUACUCCACCAAACGGCAAGACCUAUGAGCUGCUCAUCCAACGUGCGCGCUACGUGCACCAGUGGGACGUCAUGUGGGCCCUCUACGAAGAGAUGGUGUCCGGCCGUGUACGCGGCACGACUCGGUUGUAUGAGGUGCUGCUGAGCGAGGCGUAUCGUCACCCCCCGCGCACAUUGCACGGUGUCAUGGUGAAAGGCAGUGGCGAUGGCGAGUCGUGCGAGUCCUCAGAGGUGCUUUUACGUCUCUACGAGGAGCUGCGUCGCAACGGUGGCGAUGUUCAUUCCUUGAAGGGCGUGAUGAGUGUUGUGAAUGCGUGGAGUAAGUCUCGCGCAAAGAUGAACCGCUGGGAAUGA